This is a messenger RNA of Crotalus tigris (Tiger rattlesnake), 3504 nucleotides long. RefSeq names its product transmembrane protein 115 (gene TMEM115). Gene Ontology annotation, biological process: retrograde vesicle-mediated transport, Golgi to endoplasmic reticulum. Gene Ontology annotation, cellular component: Golgi apparatus; membrane. Lineage: Eukaryota; Metazoa; Chordata; Lepidosauria; Squamata; Viperidae. The transcript is spliced from 2 exons. The coding region runs from base 632 to 1693 and encodes 353 amino acids. The record is from RefSeq and is a predicted model, not a curated record.
GACGGCUCACAGACCAGUCACGCGUGCGCAGGCCUACCGUUUGUUUGCGUUGGAGUCGUGAGAAGCGGGGUCCGGCCUGGAGGAAGAAGAGGCGGCGGCAACAGGAACGCAGCGGGCGUGCCGCCGUGGGGCGGGGCCGCCGGGCGUCGGCUUCGACGGAGCGACUCGGGAGGUGGGGGAGAUCUCUGCUUCCGGCGGACAGAGGCCGAAGCGAGGCCUUCCUUGGCAACCUUCCGCCCCUGCCAUCGGGUUGAAUGGGGCUGCCAGCGCCGCCUUCUCCAAAACGGCCCCGUCGCGCCUUCGCCGUCUGUUAGGCGCUAAAACUCCAGCCUCUCCCGGAGAAGCCGCUUUGGCCGUGCCAAUCUCUUUCGGUGGAACAAGGUCGUAAAGGGGCUACGGAGAAGGACUCCGUGCCCCAGAAGCGAAGGAAAGCUGGCUGCUGGGGGAGCGGAUGCCGUCCAUUUCGAACCAGACUCCCAACUUCGUUUGGGCGCUAUGGGGAAAAAGAUGACGGAACUGGGAGUACGUUUGCGCUAAGGAAAGAGAGGCUUCCGGGCCACCGAAUCCUCACCCUAAGCCAGAUUCUUGGAUCAAAUUCUCUGACUCGUGGGACGGUGCUUUUAGGGGAAACAUGAACAGAUACCUCCCAGUAGCACGACAGCAUUUCCUGGCUGUGUUAGCCAGCACCAGUGUAGUAGUGAAAUCUUUAUGUGCCAUUGUCAUUUUGCUCUAUCUUCUCUCCUUUGCUGUAGACACAGUGUUUGGACUUGGUGUUACCCCCGGAUAUCUCUUUCCACCCAACUUUUGGAUAUGGACGCUGGCAACCCACAGCCUGGUGGAAAAGCACAUUUGGGAUGUAGGUGUAAGCCUGGUCACCAUAGUGGUGGCAGGAAGGUUGCUGGAGCCACUAUGGGGUGCCCUGGAACUUUUGAUCUUCUUUGCAGUGGUGAAUAUUUCAGUUGGGCUUCUGGGGGCCUUUGCUUAUCUUCUUACUUACAUGGCAACAUUCAGUCUAUCUUACUUAUUUUCUGUUCGCAUUUAUGGAAUGCUGGGUUUCCUCGGUGGUGUCUUAGUGGCCCUCAAGCAAACCAUAGGUGACAGUACUGUCUUAAAGAUACCUCAGGUGCGAAUGAAAGUUGUUCCAAUGCUCUUGCUUCUCAUUCUUUCAGUUUUGAGACUGACUACUCUUAUUGAAAGCAACAUUUUGGCUUCUUAUGGUUUUGGGGUCCUUUCCAGUUGGAUAUAUCUUCGUUUUUACCAGAGGCAUAGCCGAGGGCGUGGCGAUAUGUCAGACCACUUUGCAUUUGCCACAUUCUUCCCUGAGAUCAUACAACCUGUGGUUGGUUUGCUGGCUAAUCUUGUGCACACCAUCUUAGUGAAAGUGAAAGUCUGCCGGAAAACAGUGAAACGUUAUGAUGUUGGAGCCCCUUCUUCUAUUACUAUCAGCUUGCCAGGAACAGAUCCUCAGGAUGCUGAACGAAGGAGACAACUGGCUCUAAAGGCACUGAAUGAACGAUUGAAGCGUGUGGAAGAUCAGUCAGCCUGGCCUAAUAUGGAGGAUGAAGAUGAAGAAAAUACCAAGGCCGAUACUCCCUUGCUAUCUGAAAAGAGUCGGGACUCUGCCAGUGUUGGAAAAGCUUCUAGCCAAGAAUCCAGCCUCAUUACCUUUGAAGAUGCCCCCUCUCAGUUGUGACCAUGAAGCAUUUGCGUCUCCUGCCUGCCCCUGCAUAUCAGAGCUGCUAAUGAUCCUUCAUCUGCCCUCUCUUGUAUCCUAGUGUUUCCUGUUUUGCAGGAACAAAACACUAUGCCUCCUAACUACUUCCUCCAGCAUUUGUGAGCCACCUGUGGUUUUGCCAGGUCUUAGGACUGUUAAUUAUCAGACUGACCUGGGAAUUUGUUUCAUUUCUUCAAAAAGAUUUUGAAAUUAAGAACUUCUCAGAACUGGCAGGGGAGGAAGGACGUUACAGCUCAAUAAGGAUUGUCUCCUUAAAAAGACCUAUAAAAUUUGCCCCAGCCUAUAGCUACCAUUGUGGCUAUUAACACAGUGCUUGUGUUCAGUUCCUUUAAUGGCAAUCCUGGUUAAUCUGAAUGGAGUUUUGUAUUCUCCAGUCUAUUGAAUCUGCUCUUCUUUGAGCUCUAAAUGCUAAAUUAUCACAUAAACCCAACCAAAAUAGCACAGAACAACCCCUUCGAAUGUAUAGCUUUCUCCUCGAUUUCAGUUUUACUUGGUGGCAGUGAUUGUUGUCAAUGAUUAUUUGGCUUUUUUCAGAAUUAGUUAUUGAUUAAUUAAGCAAUUUAAUAUUGAUUAAAUAAGCAAAAAAGAUCUUUGUUACUCAUUUUUAUUUCUGUUAUCUAUGGGUUUCAUAGUUUUAAACCCUGCCAAAUAAAACUGUUUCCCUCUUGUAGAGGCAGCAGUUAAAGUCUUUUAAUAAUGCCAUUGCUGAUUUUUUUUAAAGUGAAAGGAUGCAGGCUGCAGCUUGCUUCUAGAUUGCCAGUUAAUACUUGGAUAGAAAACAUUGAGACUUUCCAUAGGAUUCCGAAAGGAAAUUAAUUUGAUUAGUUUUUUCUUCACUUCCAUUUACAAUUAUUCAAAGUGUAAAGAGCUUUUUUUUCUUUAGUGGGGAACCAGUGCAUUCAGACACUACUGGGGUAAAUUUUUGCCGCAAUAGGUUACAUGAUACUACUACUUUUUUGUUUGCAGGAGACUGACAAUUUCUCUGAUGCCUAAUUUUUCUGUUUGGUGAGAUUAUUAACCUCUUUUCCUUUGGGCUGAGAUAUGUGGGGCAACAAGUUCUGAGAUUUCUUGCCUAGAUAGCCAACUAAAGGUGGAGAAGAACUGGGUUAGGUAGCACUUAAAACAAUGGAAAGAGAAUAUAUGAAAAUGUUAAGAUAAUUUUUUAAAGGACCAUGAUUUUUUUGUCAACUCAACCAAGAAGUAAAACACAGAUUUCAGUUUCAAUAAAAAGUUCUUUCAAAGAGUGCCUCUUGAUUGGCUUUUUAAACCUCCCAUCAUUUGACCUUGUUAACUCCUAUUUGGAAAUGAGCUCACAAAAUCAUUUUCACUGCAGUCAAUAUUGUUAACAUGAGAUGUUAAAAUACAAUAACAAAUGUUUGUGAAGUCUUUACAUGCAAACUCCUGAAUGUUAGAGCCUUGCUUCUUUUUCAGAAUUAUGCCCAGUGCGAUUAAGAUGAUGUAUAUCCCUUUUCACUUUCUCAUCCCAUUUCACUACAGAAACCCUGCAUAAUAAUCACUGUCCAUUUUGAACCUGAAAGCUUGAGUAAAAAACAACCAUGAUACCUUAAAGUUCAGUGUUUCCUAAUUGUUUGCUUAUCUGAUCUUUAAAAUUUCCAGGGUUGAAUACAUAUCUACUUCUUAGGUCUUAAACUUAAUGCUUCUUUACCCAAUAUGAAUUUCUUAUGUGCACCACUAAGAAAACCCCACUGAUGAGUUGCAAUCAUUGUGUACUUGUUCUAAAAAUAAAAAGAAGAAAGAAUUAUAUUGUC